CUUUCCUUCAAGUUCCCACCACGAGCCUCCCUGCCCUCCCGUGCUUCAAUCCCCAUUCAAAACUCUUUUCGUUCCUCGCAAAUAACUAUCUAAGGAAAAUCGUGGUACCCAUGCUCUUGAAACAAAAUCUCCACGGGCUGGAUGAAGCUUCAUGCAUUCAUGUCUUAUCUCGGUACUUAUUGUUUCUCUCAUAGGCGUAUACACUAGCAUCAAUGAUCCCGGUGAUGCGCCAUAAGCUUGUCAUUGUCUUUCGCUUUGAUUUGCUAUGGCAGUAAAUUUUGACUCAUCUUACAAUAAUGCCAGCCUUUCCUCGAUCGUCCUAGUCAUGUUUUCCCUGGUUCGCCUAUCAUUCUUGCCACCGGAGUGCUUGAAAUAAAAGCUCGACGUCAAUUAACUUAUGCCUCACAACCCUAACACGAUCCCCUUCCUAGUCCGCGAUUUAUCAUGCGCUAUACUACAAAUCCCACGCUCGACCUUGAGACGCACAGGCCAUCGUUCGACCGCAUUAUCUCACACCUUUUUACUCUUCACAAAACUUGGCCUAUGACUGAUCAGAUACAACGGCUGAUAGAAGAAGACAUCCGAGCACUCUUCACCGAGUUAGUCGAAUGGCUACACGAACUUGGGUGGUUUUUGACCAGCGGCGAUGCUAAUCUCGGUAUCAUUGCCUGCUGUCUUGACGCCUGCUCCGACGCGCUGCAAGCGGCGGAAAGCGCCGUUCCUGAACCAACAUUUAACCGCUUGUGCAAACGGCCUUUAACCGUGAAAUCAUUCGGACAACCGGGCGUUAUCGUUUACAAUGCCACGGCAGACCUGGACGACCACAUGGUGUGGUUUUGGCGAGAGCUCCUUGUCAGGGCGCUUGUUGUCUCCCGUCGCUACUGCGACAAAGAUUCAGACCCCAGGAACACUAUACAAAACAUUAUCAAUUACAUCUGCAAGCAUGAUCGCUCAUCCUUAGUCUUUGAUAGCAUUCAUGACAUCCGGACAGAUGGAUGGCAUGGAUGGGGUGGCCAGACAUGGACAGCCCACUGGACAGAGACGAUGAAAACGAAAGUAAAGUGCUCCCUGCAGCUCCUCAAUCGGGCUGCAGGUGAUCACAUAGAAAAGCUCGUCUUCGUCGAGCGUCCCUGAAAUUAGAGAUAUACAAGUCCU
Messenger RNA from Desarmillaria tabescens, 1155 nucleotides. RefSeq lists its product as uncharacterized. The transcript has 3 exons. Bases 445 to 1134 code for a protein of 229 amino acids. NCBI's taxonomy places the organism in Eukaryota, Fungi, Basidiomycota, Agaricomycetes, Agaricales, Physalacriaceae. The record is from RefSeq and is a predicted model, not a curated record.